AUGUCGUUGUCGAAGAAGACCAAGUUCACUUAUCAGUCUCCACUGUCUGCUGUAGAGCCCAUCGCCAUGUUUAUCCUGUGUUUCGUCGCCUCUCUCCUGAUAGCAGGCUCUCAUGCGAAGUCACUGGGAAGAAGGCAGUACCCCGUUAACAGCUGCACUGGCUUGCCUAAUUGCGCAUCGGUCUUCCUCGGUCCUGUGUGCGGAUCGGACGGACACUACUACAUUAGCCAUUGUGACAUCCACUAUCAUGCCUGUCUGCUUGCCGAACAGUUCUCCCAUGAGCCCGACUUCAAGCCCCUGACGAUAGUCGCGUGCGAUGGCAGGGAGACUGAGAAGCGGCAGUUCACGGACUCGGGCUGCCCGAUGUUCUGUAACUUGAUGUACGCUCCGGUCUGCGGCAGUAACGGACAGACCUACAGCAACUCAUGCUUCCUCAACAGCGCCUCCUGUCAGGCUACCUUCAAUAACCCCGACGACGAGCCGAUCACCCUGGCACAUCAAGGAGGCUGUAACGGGGAGGGGCUCAUCUCCCUCCCGGACAUCGGGCCUGUCAUGGUGUCAUAAACACUCAACCCGCGCGGUGGCGCUGCUGUCAGCCAGAAGCCUGG
Branchiostoma floridae (Florida lancelet) is the source of this 608-nucleotide messenger RNA. RefSeq names its product four-domain proteases inhibitor-like. NCBI's taxonomy places the organism in Eukaryota, Metazoa, Chordata, Leptocardii, Amphioxiformes, Branchiostomatidae. Gene Ontology annotation, molecular function: protein binding. Gene Ontology annotation, biological process: cell differentiation; multicellular organism development. The record is from RefSeq and is a predicted model, not a curated record. The transcript is spliced from 4 exons. The coding region runs from base 1 to 564 and encodes 187 amino acids.